AUGAUCUUCGAAGUCCAAGGUCAAUCAAAUGGUAUGAAUGCCAGUGUGCACGAUCUGGAAGCGUCCGAUCUCGAUGCCAGUACAGACUUUUCAAGUACGGCACGGUCCACGCACUUGGAUGACUCGAUGCAGAGUGACAAGAAUGCAUCCCUGCCCAAGCGACCAGCAGCAUCGAUGGAAGGGAAUGGUUUCCCUACGAAGUUGUCUGAGAAAGAGAAUGGCACCAUAAAACAAAAGUCUACGCGCGGGGCGCGAGCGUGUACUAACUGUCAUCGGCUAAAGAUGAAGUGUGAGGGCGCUGAAAAUGGUGGACCAUGCUCGCGUGGGCAUGAAUGCAUUUUCCUAGAAAGUAACCGUGGGCGCAAGUCGGACAAGCGCCGCAAGACGGCUGCCUUGCAGCAAGGAAUGAAAAAAGUUGAGCAGCUUCUCGUGCCACUGUUGCAAAACAUGCACGGAAUGCCUUCGACAGGCUCAAAUACAGGGCCUGUACCUACUGUGCUGGGUCUCCCAACUGACAUGCAUACGGGUACGGCCCAUUUUGCCUCACCCCCGUUGCCCAAGUCGAGUGCUGAUCUGGGCAUACCCCCAGCAGCAAUUGACAUGCUUGCUGCGCAUAUGCGGCAGCUUAUUGCCUCGGAAGAGCGGAACGGUAAUAAGAGCCAAUCGGUGCGGACUAUCGCCGAGCAGACGACUCAGUUCAUGCAGCAGAUGGGCAUGCUUAAUGAGACACUAUGCUCUCGUCUUAUGGAUCCCACCAACGAAUAUGCUCUGAAGAAGGUAAUGGAGAAGGUAUUGAACCGUCCCGAGACAUCACCGGUAGUUGCGCCAGGUGCGACUGCAGCGGAGAUGGGCGCGAUGCACAUGCCCCUGCUGCCUGACAACACGCUGAACCCUCUCGGCCUGUUUGCCGAAGCGAGUCUGCAGAACUUGCAGCGGAACCAGAUGGAGGGUGGUCGCAGUAACAGCAGGCAACAGCGUGGUCGUUCUGCGACGACAGAGUCAGUCGGCCCCGAUGGGAGCACGAAAUCUUUAAGCCCCGGUGAUGCAGAAGCGAUAUCAGGCGAUGAGCCGCGUCCGCAGAUUGGUGUGGCGAAUGAGACCUACUUCCACCCAGGGUCUGCAUCGGCGCCUCGAAUCUCUGAAAAUGGGGUGGAUUCACCGCCGGAGCUACUGACAGAGAACAUCGUGUCUUCCGAAGAGGUGCUUGAGCUCUUCCGUAUCUUUUUCCAUCACUGUUCCCUGCAUAUGUUUUUACUUGACCCCGAGUGGCAUACACCCACCUUUGUGUGCCAACGUUCGUCUUUUCUCUUCACAUGUGUUUGUGCUGUGGCCUCCAAGUUCUACACGCGGAGGCCUGAGCUGUACUCGCAGUGCCAGCGCCGUGCGGUCAAAAGUGCGUUUGAGGUCAUGAGCCGCGGGUUCAAAUCGCCUGAGAUUGUGCAGGGUUUUCUGCUUCUCACGCUUUACAACCAGCCUGUGGAGCGAUACGAGGAAGACCGGACGUGGCUCUUUGUUGGUGUGGCGAUCCGUAUGGCACAGGACCUGAAUUUGCACCGCAAAAACGUCAUGUCGCCAGAAGCCCGGGCGGACGAGGCAAAGAUGCGCGAUGUGCUGAACCGGGAACGGACGUGGUACAUUUGCUUUUGUGUGGAUCGGACGCUCAGCGCACAAAUGGGCAAGCCGUACAGCAUCCGCGAAGACUUUUUGAUCCGCCAUGCCUCUGAGUGGUGCACCCAGCCGUUCAGUCGCCCGUGGGACCUCGGUAUCUGUGCGCUCGUGGACUUGCUGCGUGUGCAGACGCGACAGCUUGACUUCCUCUAUUCAUCCACGGUCACGCCGAGCGGGCUAAAUGUGGAUCUGGACUACCCGGCCAUCUUGCCAUCGUUCAAUGAGCAGCUCAAUGAGACGAUGCAAUUCUGGUACCGUCUGGGCCUCGACUCCAUGACGCGGACGUGGCCGCCGCUCGCGAUAGACCGCAUGUCUCAGUCGAAUGUGGUGCAGCCCCCCCAGCCGGAAAGCAUGAUGCGGCCCGGUGAGUCGGAGAGGCGCACCACGGAGCAGCAGAGGAGCAAGGAACGGGAGCGAGCUAAGGCAUUUAUGCCUGGGGUGCACGGUCUGCUCAUGGACCCGGCCAACUCGGCCGCCGACACAAUGCGGGUGUCGAUGCUGCUUGCGCUGCACGAGGCGGGUCCGCCAAGCGACGAUGCGGAUUUGAGCACGCGGUCCAUGUACUAUAUUACGCGCCAGGCACCACUGCGCUACAACUAUGCGGUGCUAGUGCUCAAUUCGUUUGGGCUACAGUACGCUCUGGAGCGCCCGUCAGACGGCGCGUCCGCCGAUAAGCCGCAGUACCUCGUGCGCUGCGUGCAUGCCGCGAAGGAGAUUAUUGCGACGGUCAAAUAUGGGAUGCGCGAGAUUCUGCGGUACGCGCCAGACCCCACGUUCGUCGCAGUGGCCUAUGCCUGUGUGUUCCUCCUAAAGCUGAUUCGUCCGACAUUUGCGAGGUAUAUCAACGAGGAUGAAGUGAUUGGACUAGUCAACUAUACCAUUGAGGUGCUCGAAGAGGCUGCUGUGGACACAUCGCACACGCCAGCGCUCUAUGCCUCGUUCCUACGCAUGCUUGUGCAGUCGCGCCAUGAGCAAAAGGCACAAGAUUCUACGGGCUCGCAGUCAGAGGCGGAUGCGUCGGCACGCACGCCGUCGGACCCUGUGCCGAUCUCGGUGUCGCUGCCGAACGAGGCGCCGGCGGUGCACCAUGACCCCAAGCUCAUGAAGCACACAAUGGGACAUGCCCCUACGGAACACAUGGACCCGUCGCUCGUUUCGCCGCGGGCGCCAACCAUGACGGUGAACCCGUUGCAAGUGAACCCCCUGGCAGCGGAGCUAGCAGCCAGCGAAGGGAUGCGUACCAAGAGCAGCCUGCCGACGAGGCUGGAAUUAGAGCAUGGGUCAACGCCGCCGCUGGCGGUCCCGCAGGAUGCGCCACAUGCGCCGAUGCACGAUCUGCCACCGAGCACUGCUUCGGCGCACGACCACUUUUUGAAUAUGCAUGGCUGGGAUGCGAUGCAGUACGCCAAGGCGCAGGGCGUCGAAGUCAAUCGGGUGCUGGACAACAGUUUCUGGACGUCGCUGCUGCCCCCUGGCUAUGGCAGUGGAGGCAUGAGCCACGCAUCGACGUUUGAGUUGAACCGCGACUCUGACCUGUUUAAGGUGCCCAGCCAAGGGCCGCGCAUGUCGUUGACGCCGGGGGCGACCCGUGCUUCGUCUCCUACGCUCAUGCAUGCCAACUAUGUUUUGUAG
Messenger RNA from Malassezia sympodialis ATCC 42132, 3300 nucleotides. RefSeq lists its product as uncharacterized. The transcript has 2 exons. Gene Ontology annotation, biological process: regulation of DNA-templated transcription; DNA-templated transcription. The record is from RefSeq and is a predicted model, not a curated record. Gene Ontology annotation, cellular component: nucleus. Gene Ontology annotation, molecular function: DNA-binding transcription factor activity, RNA polymerase II-specific; transcription cis-regulatory region binding; zinc ion binding. NCBI's taxonomy places the organism in Eukaryota, Fungi, Basidiomycota, Malasseziomycetes, Malasseziales, Malasseziaceae. Bases 1 to 3300 code for a protein of 1099 amino acids.